UGCAGCAUAACGCGAAGGACAGGACAGUCAAUUCACUUCCUCUUUUCAAUAGUUACUGCACAGCCUUAGCCUGUGCCUUGUAGGGAUGCAGAAAAUGUCGUACCUCUCGCCACUACUGUUUUUGCUAGUGGAUGUGUGUGUGGUGCUAGGUGUUCGCCAGGCCCAGCUUUCCCCCCUCCUCAUCCCACAUCCCUUUGUGGUUCUUUGGGCUGGGGGACUGCUCCGAGCCUUUGCCCUCCUUUUCCUCACCUACACCUACCCUGGCACCUUGCCCUGGAUGAAGAGCUUUGAAGGGAUCCAGACCGUCUGUGUUUUCAGCUUCUUGUCUCCAGCUUACAUCACCUUUCUCUGGACCAUCGGAAGGUCGGCCGUGGAGAGGCUGUGGGGAUGGCAUUCUUGGGAAGCGUUACUGCAGAGUUAUGUGGUGAUUGCUGUGUCCUUGCUGUUCUGGAUACGCUAUAUGCCAAACAUUCUGUCGAAGGAGACGCAAAAACCUACCAAAAAGAAUGGGGCCUCCCUGCAAAGACUGCUGGGAUACAUGAGGCCGCAUGCCCUGCGUUUUACUGCUGUCAUGACCUUAGUGAUUGUCUCCUCACUGGGCGAGAUGGCUAUUCCUCACUACACAGGGAAAAUGACGGAUUGGAUCAUGAAUGAGGAUGAGCCUGAGGCCUUCUCUCAUGCCAUCACAGUCAUGUCUGUGAUUACCAUCAUGAGUGCGUUGUGUGAGUUUGUGUGUGACCUCAUAUACAACGUCACCAUGAGCAAAAUACACACAUUUAUCCAGGGUCUGGUCUUCCAGUCUGUGCUGAAACAGGAAAUCGCCUUCUUUGACAAGUCAACUACAGGUGAAAUCGUGUCGCGCAUCACGACGGACACCAACACCAUGAGCGAGUCGCUGAGUGAGAAGCUGAGUCUGCUGAUGUGGUACUUCUGGAGGGUGAUCUUUCUGUUCGGCUUCAUGCUCAACCUGUCCUGGAAGCUGUCGCUCUUCACCGCCAUGGGGCUGCCCAUCAUCUGGGUCAUCCCAGAGAUCUCCGGAAAGUUCUAUCAGAAACUGUCCAAGGACGUUCAAGCGUCUCUGGCUAAGGCUAAUGAAGUUGCCAUGGAGACCUUCUCGUCCAUGAAGACAGUGCGGAGCUUCGCUAACGAGGACGGGGAGACAGAACGCUACCAGAAGCGACUGGAGGAGACCUACUCCCUCAACAAGAAAGAAGCAGCAGCCUAUGCAGUGUCCACAUGGACCAACAGUAUGUCCAGUCUGGCUCUUAAGGUCAGCAUCUUGUACUACGGAGGACGCCUGGUGACCGGAGAUGAUGUCAGCAGUGGAGACCUAGUGUCCUUUGUGUUGUAUGAGCUGCAGUUCAGCAGUGCAGUGGAGGUGUUGAUGAAUUAUUACCCCCAUGUGAAGAAGGCCAUAGGUGCCUCAGAGAAGAUUUUUCAAUAUGUGGAUCGGACUCCUGAGAUACCGCCUGACGGGACUUUGGCACCACAAAAACUUCAUGGACAUGUGCAGUUCCAAAAUGUUACCUUCUCUUAUCCAAAGAGGCCAGCUAUACUGAAGGGCUUGUCUCUGGAGCUGAAGCCGGGUCAGAUGACGGCGGUGGUGGGUCCCUCCGGUGGUGGGAAGAGCUCGUGUGUGAACCUGCUGGAGCGGUUCUACCAGCCCGAACAGGGAUGCAUCCUGCUGGACGGAGAGCCCCUGCAGUCCUACAAGGACGAGUACUUACACCAAAAGAUAAGUGUGGUGAGUCAGGAACCCAAGCUGUUUGCCCGCAGUCUGAAGGAGAACAUAAAAUAUGGCAUAGAGGACGCCUCUGACGAGGAUAUGAUCCAGGCGGCCAAAAGUGCCUAUGUUCAUGAGGAUAUCAUGAAGAUGCAGAAUGGCUACAACACAGAUGCUGGCUCCAAAGGCGACAUGGUCUCUGGUGGUCAGAAGCAGCGCAUAGCCAUUGCCAGAGCUCUCGUCCGCAAGCCAAAGAUUCUUGUGCUGGACGAUGCGACCAGCUCACUAGAUACAAGGAGCGAGGAAGGGGUCCACAAAGCUCUGGCUAAGAUGAGAAAGGAGCUGCAGUGCUCCGUGCUUCUGAUCGCCCACCGGCUGAGCGCUGUGGAGAGGGCCGACCACAUCGUCUUCCUCCAGGACGGUAAGGUCCAGGAGGAGGGAUCCCACGACCAGCUGGUCCAGAGAGGGGGUCUGUACGCCGAGUUUGUGAAGAAGCAGAACACCUCCAUCCAUCGCAACGCUGCGGAGGAGACCAGCGGCUAGGUGCAAGAGGCCUUAUCGAAUUUUAAGUUGCAGAUGCCAGUGGUCAAAAGUUCUUCAGUGAGCCCAUAUUAGCCUGAACAUCGACUGAAAAGGAUUGGGGAUAGCAAAUCAAAGAAGGCUAAAACAUCUUGGUGACAAAAAAGUUAGUUAAUGUGGGCUUUUGGCCAACCUCAUCUAGGCAUUGCACUUGAAAAGAUAGAUAUUUAAUUUAAUUCAGUUUUCAUUGUGAUUAUGGUGUGGAGGAAGUCCAUUUUUUCUCAUUACAGCUUGCAGUUAUUAUUAUUUAAGACACACGUCUUUCAUUUCUCAUUGUUUUGUUACUCUUUUCUUUUCUUUUCACUCUUCAUACUUUACUUGCAAUAAUCAAAAGUACACAAAAAUCAUACAUAUGCCUGUAAUGACAUUUGACCUGUAAUGGUACGAGCCACAGUCAUUAGUCUGUUUGUAGUAAUUUCUCCAGUUAUAUAGAAUAAGUACGAGACGAGCAUCAGUUUUCAGGGUGGGUAUUUUGGUCAGUUCUCUCCAUGCAAGUAAAGUGAAGAAAGAAACUAAAAAAAGAAUUGUCAGAGUGCUUUGAGUACUCACUAAGCCUUAAGGCAUCUAAAGGCAUUUAGACACUAAGCCUUUAAGGCAUCUAAAAUGUAUAUAUGCUUAGUUGGUUGGUUCUCAUGAUUUUUAAAAAGAUGUAUAUUUAUAUAUAUAACACCACUCCACAAAUUGUAAUAGUUAUCUUCAUUCACUCACAAGGCCAAUCAGACCAUUUUACAACAAUUUCAGUGUCAUUCCUAAUAAAAAGUGUUUUUAAUUCUAAAAAAAA
Molecule: messenger RNA, 3083 nt
Organism: Alosa sapidissima (American shad)
Lineage: Eukaryota; Metazoa; Chordata; Actinopteri; Clupeiformes; Clupeidae
Gene: tap1
Product: transporter 1, ATP-binding cassette, sub-family B (MDR/TAP)
Exons: 14
Coding region: 86-2266 (726 amino acids)
Biological process (GO): transmembrane transport
Cellular component (GO): membrane
Molecular function (GO): ATP hydrolysis activity; ATP binding; ABC-type oligopeptide transporter activity
Source: RefSeq, a predicted model, not a curated record